Molecule: messenger RNA, 1879 nt
Organism: Gallus gallus (chicken)
Lineage: Eukaryota; Metazoa; Chordata; Aves; Galliformes; Phasianidae
Gene: MFSD12
Product: major facilitator superfamily domain containing 12
Exons: 11
Coding region: 9-1535 (508 amino acids)
Biological process (GO): carbohydrate transport
Cellular component (GO): membrane
Molecular function (GO): symporter activity
Source: RefSeq, a predicted model, not a curated record
GGCGCGCCAUGGCGGAGCCCGCGCUGGGGGCAGCGCUGCCGCUGCGGGCGCGGUUGAGUUUCGCGGCCGGGCAUUUCCUGAACGAUCUGUGCGCGUCGCUCUGGUUCACGUACCUGCUGCUCUACCUGCACGCCGUGCUGGGUUACAGCCACGGGCUGGCCGGUGGGCUGCUGCUGGCCGGACAGGUGGCCGACGGGCUGUGCACGCCGCUGCUCGGCUACGAGGCUGACCGCUCGGCUGGCUGCGGGCGCUACGGGCGGAGGAAGUCGUGGCACCUGGCGGGUACCACCUGCGUCCUCAUCUCCUUCCCCUUCAUCUUCAACCCCUGCCUGGGCUGCAAGGAGGGCACUCCACAGUGGGCAGCCUUCAUCUACUACCUCCCCUUCAUCGUCAUCUUCCAGUUCGGCUGGGCAGCCACGCAGAUCUCCCACCUCUCCCUUAUCCCUGAGCUGGUGACCAGUGACCAUGAGAAGGUGGAACUGACAGCUUUCAGGUAUGCCUUCACCGUCAUGGCCAACAUCACUGUGUACGGCCUGGCCUGGUUGCUGCUGAACCUGCAGGUGGACCAGCCCGAGCGCACAGAGCACCUGGGCUUCCAGGAUGUCCCUGUGUUUCGGAACCUGUCCCUCAUUGUGGUGGGGCUGGGGGCUUUGUUCUCCCUCUUCUUCCACCUGGGCACCAAAGAGAAGCUGUACCCGCUGGGCUCUGUGCCGCAGCCCAAGGAGAGCACACCCCUGCUGCAGAAGGAGCCCACAAGGUCCCCACGCUCACUGCUGGUCUGGAAGGACUGGCUGCUGGAGCCCUCCUUCUACCAGGUGGCAGUGCUCUACAUGGCCACUCGGCUCAUCGUCAACCUGUCCCAGACCUACAUCGCCAUGUACCUGACCAACUCACUGCUGCUGCCCAAGAAAUACAUUGCCACCAUCCCACUGGUGAUGUACAUCAGUGGCUUCCUCUCCUCCUUCCUCAUGAAGCCUGUGAAUAAGUGGAUAGGUCGAAAUCUGACGUACUUUGUGGGCAUCCUGGUGAUCCUGGCCUUCGCCUCCUGGGUGUCCCUGAGCAGGGAGAUGGGAGCAGAGAUCUACGGGGUGGCCGUGCUGCUCGGGGCUGGCUCCGCUACCAUCCUGGUCACAUCCCUCUCCAUGACAGCUGACCUCAUUGGGACCAACACGCACAGCAGUGCAUUUGUCUACGGGGCCAUGAGCUUCACGGACAAGAUGGCCAAUGGCCUGGCUGUGAUGUUGAUCCAGAACCUGCACCCGUGCCCGACCGAACUCUGCUGCCCUGCCUGUGUCAGCUUCUAUCACUGGGUGAUGGUGUUGGUCACUGGGGGUAUCGCCAUGGCUGCCACUGUAUUUCUGUGCUGCAUCAUGAUCUGGCCCAUCCGUGUCCGCUUCCAUGGCCCUGGUUGCAGUGGGAGGCUGCAGGGUGACCCUCAUGAUGACAUUGCCCUGCAAGGACUGAACGAAGCGGGGAUCCAACACCACGAAACAGAGAGCGCAGAGGACAGGAGCCUGAGCAGCACGGUCAACUGAGCAGCGCCCUCAGCCACAGCGCUGCCCACACUGCUGAGCCCCACCUGGAGGGUCCCUGAGGAGGGGACGGCAGCAGGACGGGGCAGGGGGCUCGGCGGGCUCUGUCUCCUCACGCAGGCCUCGGCCCCCCGCGCUGUGGGGGCGCAACGCAGGCUGUCCCUGUGUGUUUGCACAAGUGUAACACUAAGAGGGCCGGGCUGCGGGCACGUUGCGGGACGGGGCGCCCGGCCCUCGGUUCUAACUCGCUUUUUAAGGUCAGUGUGUACACGUAGCACUUUGUUUUUUUUAAAGAAGGAACAAACACAACUCACCUCUGAACUGGAAUAAAUGCCAUUGUUGGCCAA